GGCAGGGUGCCACGAAGAAUGCACGGUGACAGACCCCCGUCUCCCCAGAAAACAUGACAUCAAACAACAAUCACAAUUGACUUGCUGUUCGGGUGAGCAGCUGCUGGGUAGUGGCAACGACGUUGAAAUCUCAGUCAGGCAAUUCCUGCUUUUACGAUCCAACGGGGAAGUGAAACCAGCUCUUCGUUAACCAUGAAAGGCAAUGGCAGCAUACUGGUGCUGCUAUUGGUAGCCGGGAUGCUGCCAACGAUGCUGGGACUUCCGGUUGUGACACAGCCACCAAAGCCCGCCGAAAAGGAGCAAAAACACGAGGACAGCAACGUGGAACGCAUGGAGAACAUUAUCGAGUACAAUAAGUAUCUCCAGGAGGUUGUAAACGUGCUGGAAAGCGAUCCUGUGUUUGCUGAAAAACUGCAGAAGGCGGCAGAGUCCGACAUUCGGUCCGGUGUGAUCGCGCAAGAGCUCGAGUACGUUGGGCACCACGUGCGGUCGCGGCUGGACGAGCUGAAGCGCAUGGAGCUGCAGCGGCUGAAGGAGCUAGCGACGAAGCAGUUCGAGCUGACGAACGAGAUCGAUCGGGACCAUUUGAAGAUUAGCGAGCACGUGGACCACUCGAACCCGCACACGUUCGAGAUAGACGAUCUGAAGAAGCUGAUCCUGAAGACAUCGCAGGACCUGCAGGAGAACGAUCGCCGCCGGCGGGAAGAGUUCAAGCAGUACGAGCUGCAGAAGGAGUUCGAGAAGCAGGAGAAGCUGCGCGCACUGGACGAGCAGCACCGGAAGGAGUACGAGGAGGAGCUGAAGCGCCAGCAGGCCAAGCACGACAACCACGAGAAGAUACACCAUCCCGGCAACAAGGCGCAGCUGGAGGAGGUGUGGGAAAAGCAGGACCACAUGGAUGGGCAGGAUUUCGAUCCGAAAACGUUCUUCAUGCUGCACGAUCUGGACGGCAAUAACAUGUGGGACGAGAACGAGGUGAAGGUGCUGUUCAUUAACGAGCUGAACAAGAUGUACCAGGCCGGGGCGCCCGAGGACGACAUGAAGGAGCGGGCGGAAGAGAUGGAGCGUAUGCGAGAGCACGUGUUCAAGGAGGCGGACACGAACAAGGACGGGCUGAUCAGCUACGAGGAGUUUAUCGAGCAGACGAAGCGCGACGAGUUCCAGAAGGAUCCGGGCUGGGACACUGUCGACCAUGAGCCCCAGUUUACGCACGAAGAGUAUCUGGAGUUUGAGCGCCGACGGCAGGAGGAGAUUCAGCGGCUCGUUGCGGAGGGCAAGCUGCCGCCGCAUCCCAAUAUGCCGCAGGGUUACCAUCCGGACGCGAAUGGAGCCUAUCAGGUGCAUCCGAACGCAAUUCCGCAGCACCAGGUCCCGCACUACCAGCAACAACAGCAGCAUCAACAACAGCAAUACCAUCAGCAGCAGCAGCAUUAUCAGCAACAGCAACAGCACCAUCAGCAGGGACCUCCCCCGCCAGGGUACAAUAAUCAUGGCCAGCAAAUAAACGUUCAUCCCAAUCAGAUCUACGACAACGUGCAACCGCAUCAGGUCCAUCCUAAUCCAACCUACACCGGUCAGCAGUCUACUGUAUACACAGGACAACAGGCGGCACCACAGCACCAACAGGCUCAACCUGCCCCAGCACAACAGCAGCAGUACCAGCAACAACAACAACAUCCUGGACAGCAGCCACAUCAACAGCAACAACAAGCCCAAUAUCCUCAGCAGCCGCAACAGCAACAGCAGCCACAACAGCAACAACAACAGUAUCAGUCGAAUCAGAUCCCACAAAAUCCACAAUAUCAGCAACAGCACGCUAACAACAAUGCACAGCCAAACCAGAAGCCUCCUUCCCAUCAGCAACAGGCAGCCCCAGCACAACAGCAGCAGCCACCACAGCAGCAACAUACCGGAAACGUUGCAUCUUCCCCACAACAGCAGCCACAGCCACAGCAGCAGCAACCACCUGCAGCACCGGCACAGCCAUCCGUUGUACAGGUGAAACACUAGAACGACUCUUCCUUGAAGCGACAAGCGUUGGAUGGAUAAACUGCAGCCAAACGAAAGCAUGAAACAGCCGAAUCAAACUGAAUCAACAACACACGACAAAUGACGCGCCAAUGAUGAAACAACAUUCUCGUUUUAGCGUUCCGAAGCUUCCACACAUAACCAAUAACAAAGCGAGAACACUCCGUUUGAA
Anopheles merus is the source of this 2200-nucleotide messenger RNA. RefSeq names its product nucleobindin-2 (gene NUCB1). The record is from RefSeq and is a predicted model, not a curated record. The transcript has 5 exons. The coding region runs from base 193 to 2010 and encodes 605 amino acids. Gene Ontology annotation, molecular function: calcium ion binding. Lineage: Eukaryota; Metazoa; Arthropoda; Insecta; Diptera; Culicidae. Gene Ontology annotation, cellular component: extracellular exosome; endoplasmic reticulum-Golgi intermediate compartment. Gene Ontology annotation, biological process: carbohydrate metabolic process.